AUGUUUUCAACAGGCAGUUAUCAGCCUUUUCCUGCCAGAAGUAAGCGAUAAUUAGAGGACUUAAUGUAUCUUUCUACUAUUUUUUUUCAUUAAAAUUUUAUUUAAUUUAUAAAAAAAAUAAAUAUUUUUUUUCUACUAUUACCCCAGAUGAUGCACCUAGUAAGAAAAAACACUGAGGCAACAAUAGCAUGACUUCUCUAAUUACAGAUGAUAUUGAAGGAGCUAGGCCAAAUCUUAAAGGCUACCAAUAUAUAGCAUUAGCACGCUAUUGAAUUGGAAAAUUUGUUAUAAAAUUUGUAAAGCUAAUAGGGGAGACAAUAGUGUGCUCACGCUAUAUCAAUAAGCCAGACCAUUCUUAUAAUGUCAACGACAUUGAAAAAGCUCAGCCUUCUAAGCUUCAUCAAGCUUUAGACAAGCCAAAUUUUAAUCUCAAUACCAGAGAUAUCUAUAAAGCAUACCCUAAUAAGGCUGAAUUUGUGACAAAUAGGAUAGGCAGUAACCCUUUGAUGCCAGUCUACAAUCUUCCAAGCUACGAAACAAAACCAAUCACCCCACCUAGGUUUAUAAGAGAUUCUAUAGGUGCCACUGAUAUAGAUGGGACAAAGCAAGAAACUCGUUUUAAAUGGAAAAUCAGGAACACCAUGAAUGUCACUGAUAUUGACGGCGCAAGGCCAAAACCAGAAAAAAAUAUAAGAAAACCAAAUUUUAUGGACCCAAAAGAUAUUAACAAAGGAGAAGUCAUUGAAUACGGCAGAAACACAAACCCUUUGAUGCCUCAGUAUUCAGUUAGAGACUAUGAAGGAAAAUUAGUCACAAUAGGAGAGGUAGAAGGAAGCAAGCCUAGGGUGUUAAUAAAUAAAAGUGCAAGCCCUCAUCAGAGACAUUUAAAUACUCAAGAUAUUGCAGGAGCCACCCCAGGGACUGUUGGGGUAGGUAUGAUAGGGAAAAAAGACAGAAAUGAAUAUAGGAAUACUACAAAUACCAAUGAUAUUGAGGGAGCACAAGCUGGGUCUCUGAAAAAAGGAAUUACCACAAUGAGAAAUACGCAUCCGCUGAAUCCUACCUAUAAAUGGGCAACUGAGGAUGGACAAGUACAAAAUAACCAGCCGAUAAAGCAUAAUUUGGAUCAUUCUAAAUUCUGGGGAUACUCAGAAACCCCUGGGAGAGAUGGGCAGGUUUCUAGGCAAAGCUCGCUACCUCCUACAAGAUUGUCACAGGACUCAGAUUUUAAAGCAAAUGCGCAGAAAUUUUAUGCUGAAGAUGACCUAAAUUUAGGAUUUUCGAAAAAUGCAGAAAAAUUCUUUACAAAUCCUCCAAAUAUAAAAGGAGGGACUAUACCGUUUUUAAAUAAAUUAAUAACUAAUAUUUUUAUAUAAAAGUAAUAGUCUUUUGGGCCUUAAAAAGAAUAUUUUUAUGAAUGCGGCAAAUCCAGGAACGAUCAAUAGAGGCAAAACAAAAUUUACUGAAAUUGACGCAGAAGCUCAAAAUUUUCAAAAAAAUAAUGAAAAAUUCUAUGGGGUUUCUCAGCCAUCACAAAGGUCUGAGGAUGGAGAAAAUGAUAAAAAAACGAUAGACCCUGAGUUUGAAUAUGCAGCAGCCAAAGCCAAUAAUACGAAAACUUCCCCUAAGCUAGAUAUUUCCAAGCUUAAUGAAUCAGCAGCUACUUAUCAAUUUAAUUUAUCCAGAAAAGAUAUAGGAAAGCCAGGCAAAUCUACGAAAAGUCCAUUAGAUAGCAUGUAUAAGAAAAAUAUUGCUAAAUUUUAUGGGAUGUCACCAGCUGGAUCUAUUGACUCAAAAAACCAAAAUAAUUCCCCAAGAGGCAUAGAGUCAAGGAACUCGCAUGCUGAAUCAAGAAGCUCAGUUCGCAGCAAAAGUUUAAAUAAUCCAGCUCAGAACAACGACUCAAAAAUUCUUUAA
Messenger RNA from Blepharisma stoltei, 1917 nucleotides. The record is from the annotation of a GenBank genome assembly. NCBI's taxonomy places the organism in Eukaryota, Ciliophora, Heterotrichea, Heterotrichida, Blepharismidae.